GUGAAAAAAUGCAUUAGUGACUGACAUUUGGUUUGAGAUCGUCGAACCAUUAUGAGUGCACACAAAGUACCGCAUAUUUUGAAGCUCUCCGCACAGGAGCAGCAGGAGUUCGUCAACUCCUUCGAUGUAGUAAUGUGUGAUUGUGAUGGUGUUAUGUGGAUGAUUGCGUCACCGCUGCCCCGGACGGGUGAGGCGGUGUGUGCGUUGAAGGUGGAUGGCAAACAAGUGCUCUUCGUGUCCAAUAAUAGUGUGCGCACGGAUGAAGAUUAUGUGAAAAAGUUCAAGGGAAUUGGUGUGAAGGAUUUUCAAGCGAACGACAUUAUGCAUCCAGUUAAGGCCAUGUUGUACUAUAUGAAGAAGCAUAAUAUCAAGCAGCCGGUUUUCUCAUUAUGCAGUGCACCCGGCAAUGAAACGCUACGUGACGGAGGCAUAGAUGUGAGAACUUUGGUACCCAAGGAAGAAAUUACACCCGCUACUUUGGAGAAAAUCACAAGACCAGAAGAAAAAAUGGGCGCUGUUCUGUAUGACAUUAAAUUGGAUUUAUCUUAUGCGCAAAUUGUUGCGGCCACACGUUAUCUAGCAGAUAAAGAUUGUCAGUUUCUGGCGGGAGGUACAGAUUGGCUCUUACCGCUGACAGGAGAAGUGACGGUGCCAGGAUUCUGCGAUUUCCUCGAAACUAUUAAGCGCUUCACACAACGAGAGCCAACAAUUGUUUGCAAACCGGCGCUUUUGCUCGGCGACAUCUUGAAAGACGUCUAUAAAUUGGUCGAUCCCAAACGUUGCUUGUUCAUUGGCGAUUCUCUGACGCACGACAUACGCUUCGCUUUGGGUUGUGGCUUCCAAUCACUGCUCGUAUUGAGCGGCAGCACACCCGUAGAAGAAAUGUGGGAAGCAAAUGCGGAAGAUCAACCUCAUUAUUAUGCCGAUAGCAUAGCCGAUUUUAUAGAAUUAUAUGAUAAUAUUAGUAAAACUGUUUAAAAUUAUAAUGUUAUUUGUUUAUUAUUGCUGGAAAUUUUUUUGGUGACAUACUGCUCAACUGAAUUUAUAGUAUAUAAGUAUAAAGAGGAAAGUUUUACUUUUUUUACUAAAA
Zeugodacus cucurbitae (melon fly) is the source of this 1090-nucleotide messenger RNA. RefSeq lists its product as uncharacterized. The transcript is spliced from 4 exons. The record is from RefSeq and is a predicted model, not a curated record. Gene Ontology annotation, cellular component: cytoplasm. Bases 52 to 978 code for a protein of 308 amino acids. Gene Ontology annotation, molecular function: phosphatase activity. Lineage: Eukaryota; Metazoa; Arthropoda; Insecta; Diptera; Tephritidae.